Umbelopsis ramanniana AG is the source of this 378-nucleotide messenger RNA. RefSeq lists its product as uncharacterized. The record is from RefSeq and is a predicted model, not a curated record. Gene Ontology annotation, cellular component: endosome; Vps55/Vps68 complex. The transcript is spliced from 8 exons. NCBI's taxonomy places the organism in Eukaryota, Fungi, Mucoromycota, Umbelopsidomycetes, Umbelopsidales, Umbelopsidaceae. Gene Ontology annotation, biological process: late endosome to vacuole transport via multivesicular body sorting pathway. Bases 1 to 378 code for a protein of 125 amino acids.
AUGGCUGGACUACGAACUCUUGCCUUCGUUUUGGCUGUUGGAUUUUUGCUUGUCAUAUUGUCAUGUGCCUUAUAUCAUAACUGGUGGCCAUUGUUUGUUGUUGCAACCUAUGUACUUGCUCCCCUUCCAAACGCCUUGAGUGCACGGUGCGCAGGAGGAGAUGACUUGAUGUCUGAUUACCACAAUGGUGCCGUUGAUGCUGGCGAAUUUAUAACCGGGAUAUUUAUUGUCACAGGAUUUUGUCUGCCCCUUGUUCUUGCUCAUGCAGAAGUGAUAACGAUUCCAGCAAUGGUCAUGAGCAUCAUUGGCGGCAUUUUAGUAUAUGGCACCAUCAUCGCAUACACGCAUUUCUUUGCAAAUGAAGGAGAGGAUUUCUAA